AUGGAUGUCUCUGACAACGAAAAGCAAUAUGGAGAGCCCCAUGUCCAGGAUGACAGCUCCAUGGACGAGGAUGCCGCCAAACUUGCGGCUAUGGGGUAUUCCCAAGACAUGACUCGGAAAUUCUCCAUUCUGUCCCUACUGGCUGUAGGUUUCUCGCUGACAAACUCGUGGUUUGGUAUUUCGGCCUCUUUGAUUACCGGUAUCAACUCUGGCGGUCCAGUUUUGACAAUCUAUGGCAUCCCCUGGAUUGCUUUCAUCUCAACCUGCGUUGGAAUCACUCUCUCGGAACUGGCGAGUGCCAUGCCCAAUGCUGGGGGGCAAUAUUUUUGGGCCAGCGAACUGGCUCCUAGAAAACAUGCCAAUUUUGCCUCCUAUUUGACCGGUUGGUUUGCGUGGACUGGAAGCAUCUUCACUUCUGCCAGUGUUGCCUUGAGUCUGGGACUGGUUGGUGUGGGCAUGUACCAACUGGCACACCCUGACUUCGUACCGAAGGCAUGGCAUGCUGUCCUUGCUUACCAGGUGAUCAACACGUUCGCUUUCUUGUUCAAUUGCGUGGGCAAGUUGCUUCCCAAAGUCGCAACGGUGACUCUUUAUACCUCGCUUAUCUCCUUCAUCACCAUCUUGAUCACCGUGCCAGCUAAAGCUAAAACCCACCAGAGUCCCGAGUUCGUUUUUGCGACGUUUAUCAAUUCUACAGGCUGGAAGUCCAACGGUAUCGCAUACUUGGUUGGAUUGAUCAAUUGUAAUUGGGUUUUCGCCUGCCUCGACUCCGCAACGCACAUGGCCGAAGAAGUUGCCCGACCUGAAAAAGCGAUCCCAAUCGCCAUCAUGGGCACCGUGGCUAUUGGCUUCACUACCGCAUGGUGCUUCGUUAUUUCCAUGUUUUUCAGCCUUAACGAUUUUGAUAAGGUGGUGAACAGCGCCACUGGUGUUCCAAUCCUGGAGCUUUUCCAUCAGGCUCUGGGCAGUAGGACAGGGGCUAUUGCUCUGCAAUCCCUGAUCCUGGCCACUGGUAUGGGAUGUCAGAUUGCGUCACAUACCUGGCAAUCGCGACUUUGCUGGUCCUUUGCACGCGAUCGCGGACUACCAUUCCAUGCGCUGCUCUCCAAGAUUGACCCCAGACUCGAUGUUCCCUUCAUGGCUCAUUCGGUCAGUUGCUUUAUUGUAGGCAUUCUUGGGCUUCUCUAUCUUGGAUCUUCGGCUGCAUUCAACAGCAUGGUCACAGCUUGCAUUGUCCUGCUGUAUGUUUCGUAUGCCAUCCCGAUCAUUUGCCUGCUGAUUCGCGGGCGCAACAACAUCAGCCACGGCCCAUUUUGGCUUGGAAAGCUUGGUAUGGCUGCGAACAUCAUUGUCCUUGCUUGGACAUGUUUUACCAUUAUUAUGUUCUCGUUCCCUUCUGUAUACCCUGUUCAAGUUGGCAAUAUGAACUAUGUGUCUGUUGUAUAUAUGGUAGUGAUUGUCGUCAUCGUCAUCGAUUGGUUUGCGCGUGGAAGACGGGAGUUCAGAGGCCAGUCGACUCGCCAUACCGAGGUCGACUUGAUCGUGCGAAGAGAAAGCACCAAGGGCACCUCCUACGCCCAGCAGGGUGGCAUUCCUCCACAAGCACAACAGUCGAGACUCAGCCAAGAAGCCCUUGAUAUGAAGAACACCAGAGACUCCGCCCACGAGUCCAUGGGCCUCUUGCAAUCAACAGGGGCCUUGCGGCAUGAGAAACGCAAAUUUCUACCUCCCUGGCUUCGCAAAAAACGCUGUUUUGCUUUAUUAAUAGUGCUCAUCCUCGCCGUGGGCACGACACUUGCUGUACUUGGUGGUUUGGGAAGGCUAGGAGACCUUGGAAAGAAGAAGUCCCAGGCGAUCGCGCCCAAAGAUGGGCUCUCUCCACCAUGGUAUCCGACCCCAAAGGGGGGAACAGUUUCAAACUGGUCAGAUAGCUAUAAAAAGGCCCAGAAAAUGGUAGAAAGGAUGAGUCUGUCAGAAAAGGUGAAUGUUACUACAGGAGUUGGCUGGCAAAUGGGUCUCUGUGUCGGUAAUACGGGACCUGCCACUUCUGUAGGAUUUCCGUCGUUAUGUUUACAGGACGGGCCCCUUGGUCUACGGUUUGCAGAUAAUAUCACCGCUUUCCCAGCUGGUAUUACAGUCGGUGCAACUUGGGAUCGAGACUUAAUGCGAAAACGAGGCCGACUUCUUGGAGUUGAAGCACGUCUCAAAGGAGUUAAUGUUCUUCUAGGACCAGCACUUGGGCCACUGGGAACGUUACCCGCUGGCGGCCGCAACUGGGAAGGCUUUGGAUCAGAUCCAGUUCUUCAAGGCGUUGCCGCAGCAGAAACAAUUAGGGGCAUACAGGAACUUGGCGUAAUUGCAACCGCAAAACACUACGUCUUGAAUGAACAGGAGCACUAUAGGCAGCCCCAUGAAUGGGGCAUACCUAAUGCCAUGUCAUCAAAUAUCGACGAUAGAACUUUGCGCGAGGUAUACAUCUGGCCGUUUGCCGAAAGUGUGAGAGCAGGAGUCGCUAGCAUCAUGUGCGCUUAUCAGAUGGUGAACAAUUCAUAUUCUUGUGGCAACAGCUUGCUGCUAAACGGCAUUCUGAAGGAUGAACUAGGAUUUCAAGGCUUCGUUCAGUCUGACUGGUGGGCUCAACAAGCUGGAGUAUCGACCGCUCUCGCUGGCUUAGAUAUGUCAAUGCCUGGUGGCGGUCCUCGUUUUAGCCCCGGAGUUUCGUACUGGGGCAGCAACCUCACGUUAGCUGCAUUAAACACAUCGGUCCCUAUGGAGCGGAUUAAUGAUAUGGCUACAAGAAUUGUUGCAGCUUGGUAUCAGAUGAAGCAAGACACGUGGCCCAAACCAGCUCCGGAGGGGGACGGCGGGCCGAACUUUUCGUCUUGGACGAGGGCGAAGGUCGGGCGCCUUCACGAAGGGAGCGAUGACAAAGAUGCUGUUGGCGUGGUAAAUAAGUUUGUGAAUGCCCAGGGAGAGGGAGACAAUGCACAUGGGCUUCUUGCACGACGAAUUGCCGCUGAAAGUACUAUCCUGCUUAAGAAUGAGGGCAAUAUAUUACCCCUAUCAAGAGAUGGCAACGGUCGAGACAAUGCAACCUACCGCGUGGGUAUUUUUGGAGAAGAUGCCGGUCCAGGAAAAGGCCCCAACUUUUGCCUAGAUCGAGCUUGCAAUCAAGGGACUCUUGGUUCUGGUUGGGGCAGCGGCGCUGUCGAAUUUCCCUACCUAAUUACUCCGGGAAAGGCGCUUAGUCAAACCUUCAACAAUGCAUCUGUUAAAGUGUCACUUCAUUACGAGAAUGAAGUUUCCGAUGCUGAUUUAAAGGAUAAAGAGCUUUGCAUUGUAUUUGUAAAUUCGAACGGGGGCGAAGGCUUUGCGAGUGAUGGCGAUAUCCGUGGAGACCGAAAUGAUCUCUUCUUGCAAAAAGGUGGAGAUCGUUUGAUAAAAGCUGUGGCCAGCAGGUGCGGCAAAGGUUCUGGCCACACAAUCGUUGUUAUCCAUGCUGUUGGGCCGGUAGUGAUGGAAUCAUGGGCGGACGAGCCUAAUAUUAAAGGCAUCAUACUUGCUAACCUUCCUGGUCAAGAGAGCGGAAAUGCAAUCGCGGACUUUUUGUUUGGCAAUGUUGAUGCUUGUGGCCGGCUCCCUUAUACUAUCGGCAAGAAUCUAGAUGAUUACGGGCCCGAAUCCAAAGUGCUUUACAAAACAGAUGACCCCGUGCCGCAAAAAGAUUUUUCACAUGGACUUUACACAGACUAUCGCUACUUUGAUCGGCAUAACAUCACUCCCCGCUAUGAAUUCGGGUUUGGCCUCUCGUACACCAGCUUCAAUUUCUCCGAUCUCACUAUUACACCCUUGCAGAACAAAACGGCCUUACCGUCUCCACGACCUGAGUCGGACGUUUCACCCCCCUCAUAUGACAACCAAAUCCCAUCAGUGAGGGACAGCCUAUUCCCAAACAAAUUCCGAAGGCUUUCUAAAUACAUAUAUCCUUACAUAUCUUCCGAGAGGCAAGUGACGCGUGGCAGCUAUGACUACCCAGUAGGGUACAAUAUAACCCAACAACCAUCCCAAGCGGGCGGCGGUGAAGGUGGCAACCCAUCACUUUUUGAACCGUUUGUCAAUAUAUCGGUUGUUGUAACCAACAUCGGCCGGCGGGCAGGAAAAGAGGUCGUCCAGCUGUACGUCUCUUUUCCGCAGAAUGUAACAGAUGUCGGGAACCCUACAACGGGUGGUGGUAAUACUACAGCAACCCACGGCACACAAGAUAGUAUUGAUUUUCCCAUUCGUGUGCUACGAGAAUUCCGCAAAGUCGAGCUGGACGCAGGCAAAUCAGCCACUGUGAAUAUGUCGCUGACGAGAAAAGACUUGAGCUUUUGGAGCACGAGACGACAAAACUGGGUGAUGCCGACGGAGGGUGCAUUUCGGAUAUGGGUUGGAAAUAGUUCGAGGGCCCUGCCCCUGGCGGGCCGCUUCUAA
Messenger RNA from Ophidiomyces ophidiicola, 4473 nucleotides. RefSeq lists its product as uncharacterized. The coding region runs from base 1 to 4473 and encodes 1490 amino acids. The record is from RefSeq and is a predicted model, not a curated record. Lineage: Eukaryota; Fungi; Ascomycota; Eurotiomycetes; Onygenales; Onygenaceae. Gene Ontology annotation, cellular component: membrane. Gene Ontology annotation, biological process: glucan catabolic process; transmembrane transport. Gene Ontology annotation, molecular function: transmembrane transporter activity; beta-glucosidase activity. The transcript is spliced from 6 exons.